UCUGCAUAUAGCCUCUAAAUUUCUUGGUUCGUUUUCGGUACCUUGUCUGGUGUGCUAGAUUUCGUUACAAUGUUUUACUAUGGAUUUUCAGUGGUACUUUAUGCGGAAUAAUAUAAUUUUAUUAUAAUCAUAAUUUUAGUUACAUACACAAUACGCUAUUGUGCAGCAUAUAUUUAAUAAUACAUUCCGUACGUGCAUGGUAGAAAGAUUUAAGGAAUUAUUCAUUUUCAUAAUUAUUAUGUUAAUCGUAUUGACAUUUUUUGUGCAAUCAGUUAAAGCUGAAAUUGGGUAUAUAUAUAUUGUGUUGCAAGGUUGAUACAAUCUUGCAUUUUUACGUGCUUUUUGACAUCCGCUGAACUAAGAAGAGUUGUUUUACACUUUCGUUGUGUGGAAAUGGCGCAUGGCAUCGAGCCACAUUCAGACAGUAUAUAUGACGUUGAAUUUGUAAAAGAAAGCGCAGUUCCAUGUCGGUUUCCGGUUAACGGUUAUUUGGAGAAUCGAAGUCCGUAAUGGCCUCGUGAUUUCCGCAUGGUCCUACGGCGGUGAUGAAAUGAAACAUUUUACUGUUGCUGCUGUUUACCUUUGCGCAUUGGCUCUCCAGAGCUUAUUUGUAGCGUCCAGAUCUACCGAGAGUGAUAGUUCUUGCUCAUACCAGCAUUUUGCAGUCAGCGAUACCUGUUUCCUGCAAAAGGGAGAGUGUUCGCAACCCGGUGAGCCUGCCGUAUGUGUGCAUGGUCAGUGCAAACAGAUCAACAGCACCGAUUAUCGGUGCUACUGUGGACGCGGAUAUUCAGGAAUUCACUGCGACUAUCCGGUCAACGAAUGUGUUUUACGACCAUGCCGAAACAACGCCAGUUGUGUUAACGCAUUUCCACAUACCGGUUUCAGAUGUUUAUGUCCACCAUUAUUUGCCGGAGUGUAUUGCGAAACGCUUAUUGACUCUUGUGGUCCGGAGACAUGUCUGCACAAUGCGACUUGUCAACCAGACGAUGCCAACGGCUUUCGGUGUUUUUGCAGCAAAGGAUUCACAGGUCGCAGAUGUGAGAAAAGAGUGGACGAAUGUGCCUCCUUGCCGUGUUUCAAUGAUGGGGUCUGUAAGGAUACUCUUGAUGGAUACGAAUGCCGGUGUGAGUUUCCGUAUGUCGGUCGACAGUGUGAAACUACACUGUGUGGUUCAGAUUUAUCAAAUCCAUGUCAGAACGGAAACUGUGUAAUCGACACGACUGUUUCGGGUGGAUUCAAGUGCGAGUGUGCUGCCGGCUUCACAGGCACAUUUUGCGACGAAGCUGUAGACGUAUGUUCUGGCCAGUCUUGCAGUAAUCACGGGCUAUGCGUUAACGAUAUCGCUUCGUACCAGUGCUUGUGUGUUCCUGGGUGGACCGGAAAGAACUGCGAAAGUCAACUAGAUCAGUGCUUUAAUAAUCGAUGCCAGCACGGUGCCAGCUGUCAUAUCAACAAUGACGGAUACAUUUGCCAGUGUCCAGCGGGCUACCAGGGCCGAUAUUGUGAAACCCUCACGGACCACUGUGAACAGUCGCCCUGCAUUCAUGGACAUUGCAUCAAUCUGGAGAAUAGUUACAGCUGCUUGUGUGAAGAGGGCUGGCAGGGCAUGAACUGCACUGGGAAGAAUUGCACUACCAUCAGUUGCUUGAACGGCGGUGUUUGUGUGGAAACGGAAACCGGACCGAUAUGCCGGUGUACAGAAGAAUGGAUUGGAAACAACUGCGACAAAUCCAAAAAUCCUUGCCACAGCUUGCCUUGUCGCAACGGAGGUCUCUGCGCUGCAGCAUCAGCUUCGGAAAAUGGUUAUGAAUGUCUGUGCAGUCCCGAUUUUGGUGGUUAUUAUUGCGAAUUUCACAUCGACGAUUGCGGUUUGUCACAAGCGACCUGCUUGAAUGGUGGGACAUGUGUGGACGCCAUAGCCAAUUUCACGUGUAUAUGCCCUUCCCAGUACGCCGGGUGGCGAUGUGAAAUCCCACUUGUUAGCACAAAUACCAACCCGAGCACAACGCGAACCGUCUCAUCAGCAACAACCACACCAAACAGCAUUUCUCCGACUCCUGUACAGUCAGUUGACCAAACAACCCCCUCCUCCCCCACUAAAAUAUUUAUGAUGAUGCCUGACCUUUCCACUUUCCCGUACGUGACCAGCCUGACGUCAUCAGAGCUGAUAAUUCACGCCAAUGAAAUCUUGCCGGAACUGCUCUAUACGACAUUACUGGUAACGAGUUCCAAAGAAACGACUCCGUUGGUUUCCUCAGACUUCUUUACUCCAACACCGACCAUUUCUUUUGCGCUUUCUGUGCCAUCACAGACCACAGUAAUGCCUGUUUAUACUUCCUUAUCAGGGUCAGACUUUGUGUCUAGCUCGUUUGACAGCGUUGCAGUUCACAGUGAUGGAGUUUCUUUAACUGAUGCCUAUAAUAAUUACUCCUUUCCCACACUUUAUGCAACGAUGAUUACCGAGCAUUACGAGCCGAUUUCUGAACCAGCCAGCUAUUUCCGGUCAUUUGGGUCAAGUGCGAGCUUUCCAGAGUACUAUUCCGUAUCGCCUAUAUUAACUGCAAUAACCGCUGGGAUAUUGCAGUCUUCCAUAACGCCCUUGGAUAGCUUGUAUUCUCUGCAGUCUGGAGUCUUAUCUUCUUAUACGGUGAACAUGACUUAUGCACUUCCUAGUACCAUCACUAGUACUUCAACGGAAUCAACAUCAAACGCUGCAGAUCCUUCAACAAUUCCAAGUACUGUGGCAUCUCCGCCAGCACAAAUGCCAGUUUCUCAAGCUGUUAUGUGUCCUAAAACUUUGUGUCGCAAUGGCGGAACAUGUUAUCUUACACCUGAGAACGUUUUCGGCUGUAAUUGUGUGCUAGGAUUUUACGGGAACGUGUGCGAAAACGAAAUAAUUAUAUCAAGAGCAACGUUUACUGGGCGGUCUCUGCUGCGGUACGCCGGAGUGACAAUCAGCUCUGGAGAUGCUCUAGAAAUUUCCAUCCGCUUGGCCAUCACCGAUGUGAAUGAUUUGUCGGCCAACAGUAUUAUUCUGCACGCUUCUUCCUCCCAACAUCCGGACAUCUUUUCUGAACUGAUUCUGGAUUCCGCAGACUUAUUACGUUUUCGGGGCGGUUGUGGCGAUAAGUUUAUCAUCGACGCUAAUCUAACAGCAUCUCUGAGACCGAAAGUAUUCUCCACGGUGACCUUUAGGCAUUCUUUUCCAACCCAAAUGUUGCCGACCUGUUCUCUUACUAUCAAGAACGAACGGAAUUCAUUCUCUCGAAGCUAUUCUACAGCGCAAAUUGACAACAGCAAUUCAAGAAAUGCCAUAACAGAGAUAGACUCCAUCUUUGUCGGUGGACGUUACGCAAUGGGGACAACAAACUUUUCCGGAGUUAUAUCAAAUUUUGCGAUUGGGGGUCAUGAAAAAAACUUCCACGAUGAUCCACUCGAGGGAAGAAACAUUCGGCCAACACUAAUGGAUACGUGCUCGUCUCGGCCUUGCCGUAAUAAUGCCACUUGUCUGGAGUCGUACUCCGGGUGGAUGUGCUCCUGCUUGCCGGAAUUUACAGGAGAAUUUUGCGAGCUGUCCGUGUGCAAGUACAAUCCGUGCGUUGGUGGGAGUACUUGCAUUCCGAGCGGUGGCGACGCUGUCCGAUGCGUGUGUCCGCUUGGUCGAUACGGAAAGUACUGCGAAAAAACAUACGAUAUGCAAAAUGAUGAGAGGUUUUUUGCCAAUGCUCUCAACUAUUCCUCCUAUAUAAGCUUCGCUCCGAUCAAAAACGCCUCUGACCAUUUGGAGAUCCGCUUGAAUGUCACCUUCCCGAAUGUGCCGGCUGACUUGGGCUCACUAGAUGGAUCGUUGCUGCUGUUAAUUGGCUAUCCGGAUCUGGCACACAACGACUACGAUUUUCUCAUGCUGGGUUUCGCCAACAACCAACCUGCUCUAAUUUACAAUCUUGGAGGAGGUGCGCUGAUGACGCCUGGCUCCGGAACACUAGAUGUCGAUGUUGCCGACCAUAGUUUUCAUAUAUAUUUCGAUAGCGAACAUGGAACAUUUCUGAGCGUAGACAGCACAGAAACAGUUGUGCACACUCCGCAGCCAUUUCCGGCUGAUUAUGUCUUCCGCAAUUUUGAUAGCACAUCACGAGUUUUUGUUGGCGGUUUCGAUAUUAUGGAUGGCUUACCGCUUUCAGGAUUCCAUGCAUUCAACGGGAGUAUCGCUUCCGUGCAGUUCCGCACUAGGAGAGACGGUGAUUUCGUUUCUUUUUCCAAUCUUCUUGACGGACGCAACGUACUUCCUUCCGAGUUUCGCUGUACUGAAAGCGCUCCGAUUUUCAAUCCUCCUUUAUGCAAUAACCCGACAUCGGAAAAUGUGGCGCUGAAGACGAACAGCAACGCUUGCGUGAAUUCACUUUGUAGUCAAGAUGCAACAUGUGUGCCAGAUAUGUCCAGCGCCGGUUACCACUGUGAUUGUCCACUUGGAAAGUCAGGAAAUUACUGCCAACAAAUCAGUAGAAUAUCCGACGCCACAUUUAACGGAGAAAAUUCUUUUCUAAAAUUUGGUGCCAUACCGACUCUGCAAGAAUCGUCGUCAAUAGAAAUGCAGGUAAUGCCGAAUGGACCAGAUGGUCUGCUGUUCUAUGUGGCCGAAUAUCCGACUCGACGAACAGUAGAAUUUCUGUCGGCAUUUCUCGUCAACUGGACGGUGAAUUUUCGUUUCAACGUUGGGACAUCUUUUGCCAAAGCCUUGAUUGCAAACGUCACCGUGAAAAACAGCGAAGGAAUCUGGGCAUUUCUAUCCUUCGGACGAAACAGCAGCUUGGCCUGGUUAACGGUCAACAACAACACAAUAACCACUGAUUUGACCAAUCAAACCCAAAAACUUUUGGAUACUUUUACCGGGAUUUAUAUUGGGGGCGUACCAAACUUGUCCGCCAUAGGGGCGUCGGCAGUGUACGGUUUGCCACAAUCCUUCGACGGUUGUAUUAGGGAGCUAGUGCUUAAUGGUAAGCGACUACAUCUGGACAGCGUGGAACCGGAAGAAGGUUUAAAUGUGAACGAUUGUGAUGGAACCAGUUGCGGAUAUCAGUCAUGUGAUAACGGCGGUUUAUGCGAAGAUAUAAUGCUGAAUACGACACACAAUACUGCAAACACCAAUGGUAUGACAGCAUCUCUAUUUGGAUACAGAUGCGAAUGUCCACGAGAGUAUUUUGGGGAGAACUGUCAGUAUCCCACUAGCUGCACAGAAGAUCACCAAUUACAAUAUAUCGACAACAUCACGUUCUGCCCCUGCCCUUCGUCAACGGCAACUAUGUCGUCGUAUUCCAGUUGUACAAAAAAUGUCACUCUGGAUCACAGCGGCUUCUUUGACAAAGGCGCGUAUUUGUCCCUGGUCCCUUCGUAUUUUAAUUCCAACAAAUCCGUCACUUUCAUCUCAUUUCGUUUCCGCACUACACGUGAAGAUGGUCUUAUACUCUGGACUGGAAAAGUUCGCACUCUACAUUCAGAUUACCUGGGGGUCGGGAUAGCCGGCGGUUACAUAACCGUCGUAUGGAAUCUGGGUUGGAACUCCAGAGGAACUUUGACAUCACCGCAAUUUCGCCGAAUAGAUGAUGGACUGUGGCAUGAAGUUAUUAUUUUCAGAGUUGCCCAGAAAAUUCAAGUUAUUGUGGAUCUGGAAACAUCUGUGAUUGGGAUUAGCCCUGGCAUUUAUGCGGAUUUGGAAACAGAUGGAGUGUUUUAUAUUGGCUCUUUUCCGUAUGGAUUAAAAAUUAUGGAGGAAACCAUGAAUUAUUUCACCCAGUCGUUUCGAGGAUGCAUAACCGAUCUCAAAUUCGAUGCCCAAGCAAACCCAGUAUCAUUUUCCCAAGAUGUCCAAACCGUCAACGUGAUUCCUUGUGAUUCUUAAACACAUCAUAUUUGUAGCACAAAAGCGUUUAUAAGUGAAACCCUAGUUUUUCGUCCAAUAUAUGAUGGCCCAUGCCAGUUCAUUCUUUUAAAAAAGAAGCCUUUUUUUCCCGUCUGUUUUGUCCAAAUACACGGGCGUGCUUUUGCAGUUCUGUACCAUGCACCUGUACCGAAGCAGAAGUUAAGCAUCUACAGCAUUUUGCUACAAUUAAGACUAAAACGCUUAGGCAGUUAAAGGUAGAAAACACCAGAAAUGGCAAAUGUAAGUACUGCUUCGAGUUUCACAGCUGUAUUCCGAUAAAACUGGAAGA
Messenger RNA from Paramacrobiotus metropolitanus, 6209 nucleotides. RefSeq names its product protein eyes shut homolog. Gene Ontology annotation, biological process: heterophilic cell-cell adhesion; establishment or maintenance of epithelial cell apical/basal polarity. Gene Ontology annotation, molecular function: calcium ion binding. NCBI's taxonomy places the organism in Eukaryota, Metazoa, Tardigrada, Eutardigrada, Parachela, Macrobiotidae. The transcript is spliced from 23 exons. The record is from RefSeq and is a predicted model, not a curated record. Bases 551 to 5899 code for a protein of 1782 amino acids. Gene Ontology annotation, cellular component: plasma membrane; protein-containing complex.